AUGGAAUACAAUCAGUAUGACAAUAUUUUUGUAUCCAUAUACGCUUGGAAGUACCGACUCCUUUACAAAGGCUUGGCCAACAGAAUCGGACUACCUCGCAAGCAUAUAUUUGAUGCGAUGGAGGCUAGUGUUAAAAGAAUGGGCACGUAUAUAGAUGUCUUACAGAUACAUCGGCUUGACCGCGACACACCCCGUGAGGAGAUCAUGAGAGCACUCAAAGAUGUCGUUGAGAGCGGAAAAGUACGCUACAUUGGCACAAGUUCUUCCCGAAGACACUGCGAUCCCUGUAUCAUGACCUUAAUUGGCAUAGGUCUGUGGAGCGGCCCCUCCUACCGAGUGCAACCUCAAUACAGCUUGGAUAUUCCGUGA
Talaromyces stipitatus ATCC 10500 is the source of this 369-nucleotide messenger RNA. RefSeq names its product potassium channel beta, putative. NCBI's taxonomy places the organism in Eukaryota, Fungi, Ascomycota, Eurotiomycetes, Eurotiales, Trichocomaceae. The transcript has 2 exons. The record is from RefSeq and is a predicted model, not a curated record. The coding region runs from base 1 to 369 and encodes 122 amino acids.